AUGCCGGCUCCAUCUACCGCACUGGAUGCUGGCAGCUAUUUUACCUCAAAUGGUUAUGUAUCGAGUCCCUCGAUUUAUUCGUAUACCAUUGAAAAUCAAUUACCGCAAAUCAAUCAAACACAACGUGAAGUGCCAUCAUAUUAUCAAGCGGCAAACGGAAAUAAUAAUCGGAACUUAUAUUAUACAUCAGAAUCCUCUUCAAAUAAUAAUCGGGAUACUAAUUCACAAUCUACACCGCUAUUGGGUUCAGCACCCACUCAGCCGGCACCAAUAAGCGAUUGCACUGUCGACCGUUUGGCGGUCUAUAAAGUCGUCUUACACACCUAUUGGACUAGGGAAUUGUUUCCCAAACAUUAUCCAGAUUGGCGGCCCACAGCACAAUGGACUAAGACAAUAGGACGUACACAUGACGCCAAAUAUGCUCUAUAUCACAUCGGCCAACAGGCAACAUCCGGUGUUAAACAAUUUGCCGAAACGGGUAAAAGUGAAAUAUUGGACACACAAUUAGGCGAACAGCAACAACUGCAAAUGCAACAACAAAAACAACAAUCACAGAAAUCUACAUCAUCUAGCACGACAUCCUCAUCGUCCUCGUCCGCAUCGACGUCUACAACAACACGCAACAAUCAUAAUACGCCGACAGCUGUUCCGACCGGCGAACGUAACAUUUUCGAUGAAUUCAAUUUGCCGGCCAUUAACCAGGGUGCGGGUCGCAGCGAGGCAAAAUUCUUUGUCGAUAGCAAUCACAGUUUGGUGUCAUUAAUGACACGCAUCGUACCAUCGCCGGAUUGGUUUAUAGGGGUCGAUUCAUUUCAGCUCUGUGUUGGUGGCUCCUGGAUCGACACUGUCACCGUGGAAAUGGACCCCUUGGAUGCUGGCACCGAUAAUGGCUUCACCUUCACCGCUCCCAAUUGGCCAACAUCGCCGCAGGGUGUUAUCUAUCGUAUAACAUCACGUUAUCCCGCACAUCCGGCGGGUAGUUUUUUCUAUCCGAAAAGUAAACGUUUGCCGCCCAUGGCGACAUUUCAAUUUAUAAAG
Molecule: messenger RNA, 1038 nt
Organism: Musca vetustissima
Lineage: Eukaryota; Metazoa; Arthropoda; Insecta; Diptera; Muscidae
Product: spondin-2-like
Exons: 3
Biological process (GO): cell adhesion
Cellular component (GO): extracellular matrix
Source: RefSeq, a predicted model, not a curated record